Molecule: messenger RNA, 2047 nt
Organism: Euleptes europaea (tarantolino)
Lineage: Eukaryota; Metazoa; Chordata; Lepidosauria; Squamata; Sphaerodactylidae
Gene: TCTN2
Product: tectonic family member 2
Exons: 18
Coding region: 1-2028 (675 amino acids)
Biological process (GO): smoothened signaling pathway; cilium assembly; protein localization to ciliary transition zone
Cellular component (GO): MKS complex
Source: RefSeq, a predicted model, not a curated record
AUGGUCUUCGGGAGCCUCCUUUGGGGGCUCCUGGUGCUCUCCCGGGCUCGGGCCCAGAAUGGGAUUCCCGGUUUUCAGCCUUGCUUUAUCCACAUGUCUGGGUCCAUGGUCACUGCCUCGUUGGUUGACAGCCCUGCAGAUAUUUUUUCUCUUUCGGUAGCAGACAAUGAAACAGGAAUGUUGCUUCUUGAAGACUGUAGUGGAAGAAACAGGACUGGAGAUUGGAGUUUGAACGUCACAUCUCAAGGGAAUACUUCCAGAGUGACUGUGCGCUUGACCCGGAAUCUGCAGCUCUGCACUCCUAACCGCACCGACUGUUGCACCGAGGCGCUCUGCUUGGUCGCUGCCCUGCAGGUUUCCGCUUGUCAGGGGUCCGUGAUGAUGGCUCGUCUGUUGAUCCAAGCAGAGAUCUAUGCCAACUCAUCCUUGGGGAAUGGGACCUUCGAUAAUGCAACGACAAUUCCCAAUCAAGUGUUUCAGCCGUUGGGCUCCUGUCCUUGCAAUCUGACCGCCAGCGCCUGUGAUAUCCGUUGCUGCUGUGACCAGGAAUGUACCCCAGAGAUGAAGCAAUUGUUCGGUGGGUUGUGUCUUAGUGGAGUAUUUGGUGGGGAUGUCAAUCCACCUUUUGACCAGCUGUGCUCUGUCCAGACUGGGAUCGACACCCCUGACUGGUUUCCCUUCUUAUGUGUGCAGUCUUCGCUGAACAAUACACCUUUCCUUGGUUAUUUUUACCACGGUUCUGUUACAUCCUCCAAAGUGCCUUCAUUUAAGAUUCCAUUUCAAACCAUCCCAGGAAGAUUCGCUAGUGGCUACAAGCAAGGGGAUCCAAUAGUGACCGUAGAAAAUGAGUAUUUUGCCGUUCCCCAGCCGUUCCUCACUGGACAGUGUGCCAGGGACGCCCCUGUCGCGUUCCUUCAGAAUUUUGCCACCGAGUGCCUGGCUACUUGCGAGGAGGGGAGGCGCUGGCUUCCCAGUGUGGCCAUCAACAGUGGCACUGGAGAUCCCAUCAAGCCACAAGUGACCUAUGAGGAGAAAACACCAAAUGUAGGAAGCUGUGCCAGUAGUGUAUGCAGAAAUGUGACGUUUGCAGAAGAUUAUACGAUCAUAUGGGAAGGCAGGAGAAUUACAGAAGUGAAGGUCUCCGUCCUUUAUGGAGAGAUCUGCCGAGAAGACACCCUGAGACAGAGGUUCACCGUAAACUUUGUGAGCGUGAAUGCGACUAGCACAGAAGAAUUAUCUGGGAAUCCAGGUUAUCAAGUUGGAAAGCCGAUCAGAGCCGCUGUCCUGAAUUCUUCAGUUACCACUUUAAAUCUCUCGAAGUCUGAUGGCCGGGGUCUGUGUGUGUCGGCAAGCCCCGCUCCCAUUUUGUUUGGAUUGAAUGUGGUUUCUGGAUGCAUUUUAGAAGUUGAUCUUAAUGAGAACUGCAGUCAGUUAAGGAAGAACGUUACUGACAGACUGAGUUCCCUGGUGCAAGCGAGCCUGGUUGGGAAAAGAGGCAAUUCCAAUAUCAGCAUCCCAGAUGACUGGGUGGAAAUCAUACGUGUAGAUACAUUUGGUCCCGAUUCAAAUGCAAGUGUUGGGGUCUUAAAAGGCCUGUGCCCAGAUGUUCCUGCUCACUUGAAUAUUCGGAUUCUCACAGCUGAUGUGGGCGCAGUAGAAGGAAUUCCACAACAGGAAAUCCUGGGUGUGCAAAUCAGCUUUUCAACAAUUACUUGGCAAGCUCAGUGUCCAAUUAUUUGUGAAGAUAAAGCUGGCUCUCUUGCUAUUUCUGCUGCAGUCCAGUUUAUCAAGAUACCAGCGCAGCCCCCUGUUCCAAAGACAAGAUUUCAGAUUAACUACACAGAAUUUGACUGUGAGAGAAAUGAUGUUUGCUGGCCAGAACUCUUCUACCCCCUGACGCGCUUCUACACAGGUGAACCCUACUCGCAAUCACUCGCCAAAGGCUUGGUGUUGGUGUUUUUCUUCUUGAUUGCUGUCAUGCUGGGUGAUCUUGGGAGAAGAAUCUGUGAUGCCUGGAAUAAAACAUAAGCCUUCAGUUUACCAGCAU